CGCCUUAUCUAGCACUAAUUGAAGGCUGUGUUGGAAAAAUGUGAGUCUUUGUCUUUAUGGGAUGAGGAGUUAGCUCUGCUUCUUUAGCCCUGCUUCUUAUCUCUACCCCAUGGACGACUCCGGUACAGCUGCCGACCCAAUUUUUCCCCCUCGGAGACCACAGUCGAGCAUAAGGGGGACUCUCCCGGACGCGAACACCAUAUAGUAUAAUAGACGUGGUCAUCCUCUCCAGACACGGGUCUGGGACAUCGCUUCCUCCCUUCACCUCUGACUCCCUGCCUUUACAUUGCUGCUACUAUCCCCUCGGAGUCUACCGAAGAUGGCUCAUGAGGAACCACGUAUUGAACAGGACGUGGAAAAGAUCUCCGUCAUACGUGUGCAAGACGACGGCGAGAAUGUACAAGAGAUAUGGUGUCAUAAAGAGGAAACACCUCCCCGGAAACAGCUUCGCCGUGGCCUGAAGCCGCGUCACUUGAGCAUGAUUGCUCUGGGCGGCGCCAUUGGGAGCGGCUUGAUCAUCGGCAGCGGCCAGGGUUUGGCCAACUAUGGUCCAGGGUCACUACUCAUCGGAUAUGCGGCCACUGGACUGCUUUGCUUCGUGGUCAUCACUGCCCUAGGCGAGAUGGCCACCUGGCUGCCUCUGGGCACCAGCUUCCCGGGCUAUGCCAGCCGUUUUGUCGACCCAGCGCUGGGCUUUGCUCUAGGAUGGUCAUAUGCGUUCAAAUACUUCUUCGCGGCCGCCAACCAGCUGACAUCCUUGGCUCUGGUUAUUCAAUUCUGGGUCCCGCGUGACCAUGUGAAUCCCGGGGUCUUCAUAGCCAUCUUCUGGCUUUUCGUGGUGAUUGUCAAUUAUCUCGGAGUGCGGGUCCUAGGAGAGGUGGAAUUUUGGCUCUGCACCAUCAAACUCCUCGUCCUCGUCGGCUUUAUCAUCCUAGGAAUUGUUCUGGCCGCUGGCGGAGGUCCAAACCGGCACGCCACAGGCUUCGAAUAUUGGUCAAAUCCGGGCGCCUUCAAACCCUACAUUGCUGAAGGUGCAACGGGCAAGUUCCUCUCCGUCUGGGCCGCUCUCAAUUCGGGUGUGUUCGCCUACCUAGGCACCGAGAUGGUCGGGGUCACCGUAGGCGAGGCGCAAAAUCCCCGUCGAGCCAUCCCUCGUGCGAUCCGCAUGACCUUCUGGAGAAUUUGUAUCUUCUACAUCACUACGAUCUUUCUGGUCGGUCUCCUGGUGCCGUACAACUCUUCUUACCUUAGCUUUGCCCAAAAGUCGGGCCACGGCGCCGCUGCUUCGCCCUUUGUCGCCGCUGUCAAGGUUGCCGGGAUCAAGGCGCUUCCCGGAAUCAUCAAUGCCGCCGUGAUGGUGUUUAACCUCUCAGCGGCGGUCACCGAUGUCUACGUCGCUUCGCGUACCCUAUACAGCCUUUCAGCUCAGCAUCAGGCCCCGGCUUUUCUGUCCUCGACGAACAGUAGAAAAAUACCCUUCUGGGCCUUCACAGUCGCAGUGUCAAUGACGCUGCUGGCAUUCAUGAAUGUCUCGGACGAGUCGACGCGGGUAUUUCAAUACUUCGUGAACCUGACGACGAGCUUUGGCUUGCUUACGUGGGUCACUAUCCUGAUCAGCCAUAUCCAUUUCGUCCGGGCACGAAGGGCACAGGAGGUCACUGAUUCAUCGUUGCACUUCCGAGCUCCUUUUGGUCUCUGGGGUUCCGUCAUUGCCUUGUUCUUUACCAUCCUCGUUCUCCUUACUAAGAACUUUUCGGUCUUCACCCAUGGGUCCUGGGGCAACUUCGACUACAAAAACUUCCUCACCGGCUACUUGGGCGUGGUCAUAUAUAUUGUUCUGACGCUCGGAUGGAAGAUUUGGAACAAAACCAAAUAUGUCAGGUCGUCAGAGGCGGAUAUCUGGACAGGUAAGGCCGAAGUGGACCAAGACGAGGCCGAGUUUCUUGCACAACAAGCUGCAAGGACAGAGAGCCACGGGAAGUUUCAUCGGCUCUACCGCCAUACUUUAGGUUAUCUUGUGUGAAAAGUGCACCACAGGACGGUGGCAAAAUUGUCUUCUCGACGAUCCAUUUGCGACAUCUGGCCAAAAAUCCCUUUCGUUUCAAGACCAUAGCAGACAAUCUUCACAACAGGGAUGUUCCAGUCGGUCUGAGGCGCUUUUGAACGUCAUAUACUCCCAGACGGAUGUAGCGGUGAAUAGAGGUAUGGAAGCAGAAAUAUAGAUAUCUACGAUAAGAAGGAGAUUGCAGGGGACAAGAUCGUGGUAUCCUAGACGUUUUGGGCCUCUUUCAGCCCUGUUCCCUUCCAGAGCACUGUGCUUGCGAAGCCUUCGACGGAGAACGUGCUUCCCAGUUGAUCAAAUCUGGCUCAUAGAGCGUCCUAUGCCUGACUCAACGUUGUUGCAGCCAUGAAUUGCUGGGCAAGGAUGUGUGGCACCGUGGCGGCAUCUGGAGUGCUGCAUCGUGCCUCUAUGGGUCCUUGUACAGCCCGAACCCACCUGUCUAAUAAUUGCGAGCGAGUCUGGCUUGCAGUAA
Molecule: messenger RNA, 2534 nt
Organism: Exophiala dermatitidis NIH/UT8656
Lineage: Eukaryota; Fungi; Ascomycota; Eurotiomycetes; Chaetothyriales; Herpotrichiellaceae
Product: AAT family amino acid transporter
Exons: 7
Coding region: 320-2023 (567 amino acids)
Biological process (GO): amino acid transmembrane transport
Cellular component (GO): membrane
Molecular function (GO): amino acid transmembrane transporter activity
Source: RefSeq, a predicted model, not a curated record